AUGACGUGUGCUGGAGCCAUCGGCCCUCCCGCGUCCGGGGGCGGGGCCAACGCGCGGAGAAAGGGCCUCCCCCCUCCUCUCGGCCACGCGUCCCCCCUCUCCCCUCGGUCGCGAUCAUGUCUCCUCUCCAUCUACACUCAGCCUCCUUGCCAUCUCUCUCCUCUGCGUCUCCCCUUCUUCCCUCUCCUUGUGUUAUAUCGAAGGGGAAGGCCGGUCGGCGCACGCGCGUUUCCAUGUGUGUGUGUGUCCGACAGGGGGGUGGGGCGGCGGCCGGGGUUGUGUGAGGGAGGAGAGGGGCCAUGGGGUUGCGCAUGGAUCGAGUGCGCGCAUGUGUGCGCCUCCUUUGUUGUGCAACCAUGA
Molecule: messenger RNA, 360 nt
Organism: Fonticula alba
Lineage: Eukaryota; Rotosphaerida; Fonticulaceae
Exons: 1
Coding region: 1-360 (119 amino acids)
Source: RefSeq, a predicted model, not a curated record